Molecule: messenger RNA, 1145 nt
Organism: Eurytemora carolleeae
Lineage: Eukaryota; Metazoa; Arthropoda; Copepoda; Calanoida; Temoridae
Product: putative golgin subfamily A member 6-like protein 3
Exons: 4
Coding region: 523-1005 (160 amino acids)
Source: RefSeq, a predicted model, not a curated record
AUAUUCCUGUAACUUUUUUUCUCCAGGUAAAAAUGAGAACAGCAGAGUGAACAAGCAGCUCCAUGUCCUUCCUUUAUACCUCCCUAGUGAAUAUUGUACACAGAACGGAGGAUUGCAGACAGUGGAGGCAGACUGGCAAGGAUAGUAUUUUCCCUUCCUCACGGAAGUAUGCUGUUAGAACUUGCAAAGCACGAGGUUCAUGCUACCACCGCCUUGUCAAAUCCAAACAGACUUCUCCCAACCAGAGUUGGAUUAGUUUUUAUCAAUGCAGCAACCUUAUCCUCCCUCAACAUGCUAAGGAAGUUUCUCACAUUAAACAACUCGAGAGCUCAAGACACGGAAUUACGAAGGCUGGAAGAGAGGCGUUUUUGUCCCGAUUCCAAGCCAACUGAAAUCGUUGCAGGCCCUCGGGUUCAAAUUCCCUGAUGGGUUUAAGCUGAAGAAGUCGAAAAAAGAAGAAACCAAUGUUUCCAAAAGCUUUAAUCCUCUGAAGAGUUCCCUGAUUUCACUCCAGGAAGAGAAAUGCAAGGUUGGUUGCGAUCUCUAAGUUGGACUGCUGCUUCUUUCAGUGAUGCUCAUUGCUCAGUGCUGCUUCAUCUAGGACUGCUGCUACCAACAGUGCUGCUUCAGCUAGGACUGCUGCUACCUACAUUGCUACUCAAUCUAGGACUGCUGCUACCUACAGUGCUACUCAAUCUAGGACUGCUGCUUUCUCCAAAGAUGGUGACAUCACUGUAUCUGAGUUUGUGUUCUGAAGUGGAGAGGCUGUGUUCUGAAGAGGAGAGGCUGUGUUCUGAAGAGGAGAGGCUGUGUUCUGAAGAGGAGAGGCUGUGUUCUGAAGAGGAGAGGCUGUGUUCUGAAGAGGAGAGGCUGUGUUCUGAAGAGGAGAGGCUGUGUUCUGAAGAGGAGAGGCUGUGUUCUGAAGAGGAGAGGCUGUGUUCUGAAGAGGAGAGGCUGUGUUCNGGGAGAGGCUGGUCUUCUGAAGAGGAGAGGCUGGUCUUCUGAAGUGGAGAGGCUGUCUUCUGAAGUGGAGAGGCUGUCUUCUGAAGUGAAGGUAUCAGUCCUGGAGAUUAUCAUUUUCCUCAAAUAGUAAUGUUGUUAAUUGCUUACAAGUAACUUUCAAUAAAAGAGAAGUUAUUCUUUUU